This is a messenger RNA of Sarcophilus harrisii (Tasmanian devil), 1003 nucleotides long. RefSeq names its product olfactory receptor 52H1-like. Lineage: Eukaryota; Metazoa; Chordata; Mammalia; Dasyuromorphia; Dasyuridae. The record is from RefSeq and is a predicted model, not a curated record. Gene Ontology annotation, biological process: G protein-coupled receptor signaling pathway. The transcript has a single exon. Gene Ontology annotation, cellular component: membrane. Gene Ontology annotation, molecular function: G protein-coupled receptor activity; olfactory receptor activity. The coding region runs from base 56 to 1003 and encodes 315 amino acids.
AAGUGGUUAUCAUGUUUAUUUCCAAGGCUUCUGGGAUAUUCUAAACAACAUCACGAUGGUCACAUUUAACUUGACUGGCUUCAACCCAGACAUAUUCAUCCUAGUGGGGAUCCCGGGGCUGGAGCAGUUCCACAUCUGGAUUGGCAUUCCUUUCUGUGCUAUUUACCUCCUGACUGUAAUGGGAAACUUAAUUUUGUUGUAUCUCAUCAUCAUGGAGCGCAGCCUCCAUGAGCCCAUGUUCUUCUUCCUCUCUCUGCUGGCUUCCACUGAUCUGGUGCUGUCCACAUCUGUUGUUCCCAAAACCCUCAAUAUCUUGUGGCUUGGAGCCAGAGAAAUCACCUUCACUGGCUGUCUCACUCAGAUGUUCUUUCAUCACUAUAGCUUUGUUUUAGACUCAGCCAUUCUGUUGGCCAUGGCAUUUGAUCGCUAUGUGGCCAUCUGCUCUCCACUGAGAUAUACCACCAUCCUGACUCAUCAAGCCACCAUCAAGAUCAUACUGGGUAUCUGCUUUCGCAGCUUCUGCAUCAUAUUCCCAGUUGUUUUCUUGCUGAAACGCUUACCUUUUUGCCAGACACGCAUCAUCCCCCACACUUAUUGCGAACAUAUUGGUGUGGCCCGCCUCUCCUGUGCUGACAUCUCUAUCAACAUCUGGUAUGGCUUUGCUGUGCCCAUUAUGACUGUAAUUUCAGAUAUAGUAUUGAUUGCACUCUCUUACAUGCUUAUUCUUCUAGCUGUGUUCCGCCUCCCAUCUCAGGAUGCCCGUCAGAAGGCGCUGGGUACAUGUGGCUCCCAUGUCUGUGUCAUCCUGAUGUUCUACACACCAGCAUUCUUCUCCAUCCUUGCCCACCGAUUUGGACAUAAUGUUUCUCAAACUUUCCAUAUCAUGUUUGCCAACCUCUACAUAGUUAUUCCACCAGCACUCAAUCCCAUCAUCUAUGGCAUUAAGACAAAGCAAAUAAGGGACAAGAUCAUCGUCUUGUUCUCUCCAAAGGCAACCCAGUGA